This is a messenger RNA of Phytophthora nicotianae INRA-310, 1954 nucleotides long. RefSeq lists its product as hypothetical. The record is from RefSeq and is a predicted model, not a curated record. Bases 1164 to 1889 code for a protein of 241 amino acids. Lineage: Eukaryota; Oomycota; Peronosporomycetes; Peronosporales; Peronosporaceae. The transcript has 2 exons.
CGCACGCACCCAAGCAGAACCUUUGUGGCCGAUUGUCGCGACCCUCUUGCGCUCUACAGCGAGAGCUCCGCCGGCUCUGGACGGAAGCUGCCAAUGGCGCGCAUUUACGGAGCAGACUCGAAGCCAGCGCGAGCAGCGUGUCCGCAUCGAGGUCGUUCGAUCGAAGCGGAAAAACCGCCAUAUUCAUGGUGAUUGCGCUCGCAACCACACAUACAAUCGUCCAUACUAAUCCAGCUCUGAGAAAAAGAUCUCCAAAAAGGCAACUUCAACCACGUCGGGCAAAAGUUUGCCCGCAAGUCUCGGUCGCCCGAUCGCGCCAAAUAAGAUUGUUGCGCCCUUUCGAGAUCGAUCGAGUCGAGCGCGAUUUGCAGCGUGCUCGUGCUCCUGGCUGCAGCGGCUGGAAUCCCGUCCUGUGCAAGCGUAAUGCCCUUGAGCGAGCGCCAAGAUAGCGGCAGGGCCGUGCUCUCGCCGAGACCGGCGCCUCGCAAGACUGACGCCGUGGUGGUUGUGGCGCAGGAGGCGCUGGCCUCUGCAGCGUUGGGCUGGCAGGAGCGCGCUGAGCGGCUAGCGGAGUCCAACACGCGACUAAAGACCCGCCUGGCUGAGGUUGAAGAAGCUCAUCGCAAGUCGCUGACCGUCGUCAAGAACGUCCCAGCACUGCCGAACAACCACGUGUUUACCAAGCAGCUCGUAGACGAGAACCACGCGCUGCGUCAAGAAACGCGAGUCUUGCAACGACGGCUCAUGCAGGUGUGUUUGUAGCUGGGCUGUACGUUUGUUCCAGUGUUAAUUGUACUUGGUUGCACGCUUGCGACCGCAAGUUUGAGGGUCCUGGUUCUAAGAAGCAUCGAAACUUGGUUAACAAAACGCCACACUCUACAAAGCACAAGAGCAUUCGCAAAACCAAGUCAAAACCUGCUACAGCAGUCCUCGAGGAAGAAGACAACGAUAAACAAAAGACGGAAGCCUACGACAACCAAACCAAACCAAAGAGUGCACCGGCAAUUGACCCAAGCGAACUAGCGCAGCAUCCACUACUGCAACAGCUCAAAUCGCACUUGCUGGACCUGGAAGUAGACUUGGAUAGGUUGAAACGGGAGAAUGAGCUACUGCGAACAGAGCUCGAUGAAUACCAUGCGAUCAAAAAACCUGCUGAGAAGAAGAUGCUAUCCCAAAACGAUAAGAACGAUACCAUUACUGAAGAGGAUCAGGAGCUACGCGCGAGUGUGGAUACACUACUCCAGCAGGUGAAAGUGCUGGAGGCGCGCUAUCAGCAUCUUGAAGAAAAAGCACGAGCCAAGACUGCUCUCUACUGUGAAACCACCUCUCGUUUAGAAGAAGUUACGACGCAGUUGUUUGAGGCCCAGCAGCAGCUCUCAGCACAGGCAGAGAAACUCCAGGUAUAUUCUGACCAAACUGCGCAUUUGGACGACUUGCAGCAAGAAGUUCACCUUCUGCGGAAAGAGAAUAUGAAGUUGAACGAGACCAUCGCAGCGCUCAGUUCUCGCCCUUUCGAUGCGCUGUCCAAUGACUUACAGAAGAAGAAUCUAUGGAUCUCACAGCUUGAAGAAGAGAAGCGCGUUCUAGAGGAGGAUCGAGCGAGGUUUCAGGCGGAUUGUUUAGCCACGAGACGGACGAACGACCAAUUGCGGCAUCGGGUCGAGACUAUGACGGACGAGGUGAAAGAACUCGCCAAUGAACUGAAUCAGGCUACGGCUGAGUGUGAGCAAAUGGCAAUGGAGAAGGAGGUGGCGCUGCUCCAGCUUCGCUUCUACACGGCGCCAGGCGACUACGACGUGAUGAGCGCAGUCGGCAAAGCGAUCAAAGACAUGAAGAAGCAGCAGCAAGCCAAACGUAAUGCUGAAGUUGAGGAAACAUCAAAAAUGUAGAGGAAAAUUGCCCUGGGGAUAGCAAAUGUGUGCAAAUGUGUGCAAAUGUUGAGUCGACAAGCUGA